AUGGGAGAGGGGAGGGAGGACGGCAGGCGCCGGAGCCCUGAAGGGCACGACAGAGAGAGGGAUGGCAGGCGCCGCGACGAGAGGGAGAGAGACGACCGCGGCAGCCGACGCAGGCAGCUCGUGAGCUACGCGGACCUGGACUACGACGAGCGCGGGGCAUCGCGGGAGUGGCGCCGCAGCCGGAGCCGCAGCCGGGACCGCGAGCGCCGCAGGGACGACCGCGACGGGGAUCACCGCAGGCGCGGCACGCCUCCUCGCCGCGGCGGCACGCGGCACAGCCCCGAGCGGUACCGUCGCCGGAGCCGCAGCGACGACCGCUAUCGGCGCAGCCGUAGCUCGAGCCGCGAGCGCCACCGCAGGCGCAGCCACCACCGGCGGAGUCCCAGCUACGACGCGGCGCCACGCCGCCGGCGCAGCUGGUCGCGCAGCCCGUCGCGCGGGCGCCGGCGCCACAGCGACGGUCCGGACUGGACGUGCUGCGCGUGCACGCAGGACAACUACGACAGGAGCGACGUGUGCCGCAAGUGCGAGGCGCCCCGCGCCGCCGCGGCCCGCGAACCAGGCAGCGCGGCGCAGCCGUCGAACCGCGUGUACAUGUGGCGUCUCCCGCGGCAGGCCGGCGACGCCCAGAUCGAGUCGGCGGUGCGCACGAGCCUCCCCGCCGAGUGCCGCGCUGCGCUGGAGCGCGUGCGCGUCGUGCGGGACCGCGCCGAGGAAUCGCGCGGAUACGGCUACUUGGAGUUCGAGAGCAUCGACGCUGCGAUCAAGGCGAUCGAAACGCACAAGAUGGAGCCCCUGCGCGUCAACGAGGCCACGCUGGCGAUGGACUACGCCGUACCGAUCGCGUACGCCCCGGCGCCCACGGACGCGCGGUCCGGCGGCGCGGCGGCGUACUCGGACUGGAUGUGCACGCGCUGCCAGUGCAACAACUUCGCGCGCAGGGACGCCUGCUUCCGGUGCGGGGCGCCGCGGUCCGGCGAGCCGGUCCCCGACAACGUCGACAGCUCCCUGAUGAACGAGCCGUCGCACGUCGUGCGCGCCACGGGCCUGGCGGCGGAGACCGGGGAGGUGGUGCUUCUGCAGUGGAUGCGGCCGUACGGCGUCGUGGACGUGCGCGUGAUCUGCGACAAGUUCACGGGCCGCCCGCGCGGGUUCGCGUACUGCGAGUUCGGGUCCGUCGCGGAGGCCACGCGCGCCAUCAACGGCCUGCAGGGCGCAGUGCCGCCGACGCAGGCGACGCCGGUCAGGCUGCACUUCGCGCGCGGGAAGGAGGCGGGCGUCGGCGGGGACGCCGCUCCUGCGGCGGCGGCGCCGCGGGCGCACGGUGCGGCCGGCGAGGCGGCGUCGGGGUGGCAGCCGCUGCAGUUCGACGAGAGCGCGGCCCUGGGCGCGGCGGACGCGGGCGGGGCGGCGGACAAGGCGGAGAAGCUGGAGGACGACGCGGACGUGCCCGGGAUGACGUUUGACGCGGCGUCGGGGUACUACCACGACCACACCACCGGCAUGCUAUACGAUAAGAAGUCCCAGUGCUACUUCCACGCGGAGCAGGCGCGGUGGAUGCGCUACAACCCCACGACGACGAGGUACGAGUGGGCGGACACGGGGGAGGCCGUGGAGGCGGGCGGCGGCGCGCAGGCGGCGGCGGGCGCGCAGGCGGCGCCGAAGAAGUCGGGCGCCGUCAUUGGCCGCGGUGCGCAGCUGGACGCUGGGGCGUUGCUGCUGCACGCCGGGAUGGGCGAGCGGCGCACGGGGGGCAAGGAGAAGGACAAGGACAAGGCCGCGGGCGCGGGUCACCGCGCAGAUGGGUCCUUUGCAGGGCAGGCGGGGCGCGCGCAGGGGCUGGGGUACGCGCGAGGGGAGGAGGCGGGGCAGGCGGCGCAGGGGGAGCAGAACAAGAAGACUGUUGCUGGCGGCGUGGUGCGCAUGGGGCGGCUGCGGGGCUGA
This is a messenger RNA of Pedinophyceae sp. YPF-701, 1944 nucleotides long. The record is from the annotation of a GenBank genome assembly. NCBI's taxonomy places the organism in Eukaryota, Viridiplantae, Chlorophyta, Pedinophyceae.